GUUACAGCUCCGCACAAAUGCUCGAGCGCCUGCGUAAAAAGAGAGGAUAGCAGCGACAGCACACGUCCUUGCGGAAGACAGUUGGUGGUGCUUUGAUCAGGCAGUGCCAUUUGACAAAUUGCAGGCGAGCAUGCAGAUCCGCAUCGAGUCCCGCAGCGGGCGGGAAGUCGUCAAGGGGGGGCUCGAGCUGCCGGAUGAUGCGACAGUGGCGGACCUGCAGGCGGCCUUUCAUGCAAAAAUCAAGAAGUUCUACCCGUCCCGCCAGCGCCUCACGCUACCCCUCGGGCCCGACCAGAAGAAGGCCACCGUCCUAGAGUCCUCCAAAAAGCUCUCCGACUACUUCUCCAAAACCUCCAAGCCCGUUGUCGUGUUCAAAGACCUAGGCCCCCAGAUCACAUGGACCACUCUCUUUGUCAUGGAAUACCUAGGCCCGCUCCUACUCUACCCGCUGUUCUACCUCUUCCCCCAAGCGCUCUACCCCUGGGCCGUUAACAGCCAGAUUAGCGCUAACCGCCAUGAUUACCAGUUCUACGCGCUGCUAGCCUGGGAGUUCCACUACGCAAAGCGCAUCUUGGAAACGCUUUUCGUGCACCGGUACAGUCACGAUACGGUCGGAUACUACUUCCUGCUCAAGAACUGUACAUACUACUGGGGUUUCGCGCUGGUUAUCAGUUACUUCCUUAACAACCCGUUGUACACCCCGGUUAGUGAGACGCAGAUGCUCGUUGGGUUUGGGAUCUUUGCGGUUGCGCAGCUGUCCAACUUUUACACGCACCUCAUAUUGAGAAACAUCCGGCCACCGGGGAGCAAGGGCUACUUCAUUCCGAAGGGUUUCCUUUUCAACUACGUGACUUGCGCAAACUACACGACGGAGAUUUGGGCUUGGAUUGGGUUCAACAUUGCGACGCAGACGCUUAUGGGCUGGGUGUUCAUUGUGGGCGGAGCAACGCAAAUGACCAUAUGGGCGGUUGGCAAGCACAAGCGGCUGCGACGGACUUUCGACGGCAAGGACGGAACAGUCAAGUAUCCGAGGCGGUGGGUCAUUUUCCCUCCAUUUUUCUAGGGUAUACGGAAGAAGAGUCGGCAUGUAGAAGCGUUGAGACUUUGGGGAUGGACUAUGUAGAAAGACUUGAUGAAAGGACUCUACAGAGAAGGCCGUCAACUGUAACUGCCAUUGACUGUUUGUGGAGUCAACGCAAGACCCUUUUGCCCUGCAACGCUGUGGCCCAUCUUCAGUACCAUUGUUGGGCGUUGCGAGAGCGCUUGGCUAAUUUGCCAGCUAGCGGCUUAGCCUGGUGUCGAAGUGUCAAGUGCCUCGGUGCACCUUACUCGCCAGUCUGUAUAGAUCCAAAUACUUGAAAGUCACUUAUAUGAGCAUACAUUCUGUAACGUGGGAAUCUGCUUGAAGGGGAUUCAAUAGACGUGUCUCUUUCAGCACAAGCC
Messenger RNA from Klebsormidium nitens, 1443 nucleotides. Lineage: Eukaryota; Viridiplantae; Streptophyta; Klebsormidiophyceae; Klebsormidiales; Klebsormidiaceae. The record is from the annotation of a GenBank genome assembly.